AUGUCAAAAGCUGAAUCAAAAGAAAUCCACCACAUAGAACCAACUCUUCUUGAUGAGUAUUUGGCCACUUUCCUGUUGUCCCUUAAAAAGUCAAAUGGCACAGAUUUUGAACCAAGCUCCCUCCGUGGCAUCAUUGCUAGUGUUGACAGGUACCUGAAACGACAUCGCUAUGGAUGUUCAGUCAUGACAGGGACUGGAGCCCAAUUUGCACUCACAAGGGACACCUACAAUGCAAAGAAAAAAAGUCUUAAGAAACAGGGUAUGGGAAACCGUCCUAGGGAGGCCCAUCCGCUGAGUGAUACCGACAUCGAUCUGCUCUGGGAGAAGGGGAUCCUUGGCACGGAGUCUCCGAAAGCCUUGUUAAAUACAGUCUGGUUGAACAACUGCCUUCAUUUUGGCUUGCGAGGUACAACGGAGCAAUACAAUUUGCGGUGGGGAGACGUCCGCCUCCGUGUAGACUCGAAUGGUGUCGAGUAUCUCGAGUUAAACGAGCGGCAAACGAAAACGCGCACAGGAGAGAACAUCGCUGACAUAAGAAAAGUGUCUCCCAAGAUGUUCGGCACUUCUGGACCAAGAAAUCCCGUGUUAAUUUACAAGCUGUACUCGAAUAUGCGUCCAUCUGAUUUUUCUUCAGAUCAGCACCCUUUCUACCUGGCAACACGCACAAUUGACACUGCAUCCCAGUGGUUCUUGCGUCAACAAUUGGGUGUCAACAAGCUGGGUCAGAUGCUGAAGGCCAUGGCAAAAGACGCCGGCUUUCCCGAGCACAAGAGAAUAACCAACCACUCAGUUCGCAAAUUCCUGGUCCAAAAACUUCGAAAUGCAAACAUUCCACCCACUGAAAUCAUGGCCAUAACAGGGCACAAAAAUGUCCAGUCCAUAACCAAUUAUUCCACCAUAUCUGUUGAACAGCAGCAAAAGUGUUCCAACAUUCUUGCUCAGUCCAGUAAAUGUAACAAACAAACAGCUUCCUCUUGUUCACCUUCAUGCACUGAAACUAUGGUCGAAAUGCAGCCUACACAACCACUGUCUACCGUUGAACAAGUUGAUCUUGAUUUUCGUCCCACCCAGUCACUUCACCAGCAAAUGUCUUUCUCUCGUUCGAACAACUUUGCCUCACAAUUCUUUGGUGCCACUUUCCACAUUCAAAAUUUUAAUGUGAAUAAUUAGAUUAAAUCCAAGUUGUUAUUGUUAUUUCGUCACGAAAUAACCACAUAUUACAACAAAGAAGCAAAUGUU
Dreissena polymorpha is the source of this 1239-nucleotide messenger RNA. RefSeq lists its product as uncharacterized. Bases 1 to 1170 code for a protein of 389 amino acids. The record is from RefSeq and is a predicted model, not a curated record. NCBI's taxonomy places the organism in Eukaryota, Metazoa, Mollusca, Bivalvia, Myida, Dreissenidae. Gene Ontology annotation, biological process: DNA recombination; DNA integration. Gene Ontology annotation, molecular function: DNA binding. The transcript has 3 exons.